AUGCCUGCCGCGCCUAAGCAGCGUAAGAUCGCCAUUGUCGGCAGUCGCUCCGUCGGCAAAUCAUCUCUCACCGUUCGCUUCGUCGAGCACCAUUUCGUGGAAAGCUACUACCCUACAAUCGAGAAUACCUUCAGCCGGAUUAUCAAGCACAAUGGCCAAGACUAUGCAACUGAAAUCGUCGACACUGCAGGACAGGACGAAUACAGCAUCUUGAACUCCAAGCAUUUCAUUGGAAUCCAUGGGUAUAUCAUUGUCUACUCAGUCACAUCACGCCAGUCGUUUGAGAUGGUGCGGGUGAUUCGCGACAAGAUUCUGAACCAUCUCGGAGCCGACGAUGUACCUCUCGUCAUAGUAGGGAACAAGAGCGAUCUCAAGCCGGAUCAUCGCCAGGUUACCCUCGAAGAUGGUCGGCAAUUAGCAGAAGAGCUCGGCUGCGCCUUCACCGAGGCCAGCGCUUUCCUCGACUUCAAUGUCUCCAAAGCCUUUGACCUUAUGAUAGGCGAGGUUGAGAAGUCCCAGAAUCCCUCACAACCGACUGGGAACAACAAGUGCACCUUGAUGUAA
Messenger RNA from Penicillium bovifimosum, 564 nucleotides. RefSeq names its product Rheb family small GTPase rhbA (gene rhbA). The transcript has 4 exons. The record is from RefSeq and is a predicted model, not a curated record. Lineage: Eukaryota; Fungi; Ascomycota; Eurotiomycetes; Eurotiales; Aspergillaceae. Gene Ontology annotation, molecular function: GDP binding; GTPase activity; GTP binding. Gene Ontology annotation, biological process: small GTPase-mediated signal transduction. Gene Ontology annotation, cellular component: plasma membrane. The coding region runs from base 1 to 564 and encodes 187 amino acids.